Molecule: messenger RNA, 2146 nt
Organism: Neurospora crassa OR74A
Lineage: Eukaryota; Fungi; Ascomycota; Sordariomycetes; Sordariales; Sordariaceae
Gene: gh76-5
Product: cell wall glycosyl hydrolase Dfg5
Exons: 2
Coding region: 392-1654 (420 amino acids)
Biological process (GO): carbohydrate catabolic process; fungal-type cell wall biogenesis
Molecular function (GO): mannan endo-1,6-alpha-mannosidase activity
Source: RefSeq, a predicted model, not a curated record
CCGUUCUGUUCAUUUUCCUGUUGGUGCCAUUGUCUGUGUUCUAUUUCGUCUUCCUUUCCUUUCUUCAUCAUCGUGCUGUUGCUUGCGAUACGCCUUGAAGCCAACAAUAGUGUUGACCAUUUCCAAUACGAUCCUUCAUCUUCUGUCCUUCUCUUCUUCAACUCGAAGCCUUGACUGUGCUUCAUCUGCUUUCCUUUUCGAGAAUCGACAGUCCAUAUAAACGCCACUGAGUAACCUGAAGCUCACAUUUGCCUACCUUCAUUUACGACCUGAUCACACUCAACACUCGCUGGACGAUUAAGUGCGGGACUGGAAAAUAUACGACAUAGGGGGAAGAACAACAAACGAACAAGAUUUUGAAGAAUUUAACGAUAUACACCAAACCAUCGCAAUGAGGUUCGUCAAGUCAGUAAAGCCCGCGGCAGCGGCCAUCUCCCUGAUCUCGGCCGGCAUCCCCAAAUCCCUGGAUAUCAGCAGCACUACUUCGGUCCAAAGCGUCGCCAAAACCAUUGCCCAAAACACCAUGUCUUUCUACAAGGGCACGGACGACCAGUUUGUUGAUCUUGAUGCCCCCUACUACUGGUGGCAAUGUGGUGCCAUGAUGGGCAGCAUGCUCGACUACUCCCACUACACCGGCGACCACACCUACGACAAGAAAAUUGCAACUGCUAUUGUCGCCCAAGCCGGCCCCGACUUCGACUUCAUGUCCCCAGCUCAUGCGGGCCAAGAAGGAAACGAUGACCAGGCCUUUUGGGGUUUCACCGUUCUCGCUGCUGCCGAGCGUAACUUCCCUCAGCCCCGAUCUGACAUCCCGGGAUACCUCGAACUUGGUGAAAAUAUCUGGAAAUCACUUGCCUCGCGAUGGGAUACUUCGACCUGCAACGGUGGCCUGCGGUGGCAAAUCUUUGCCUCGAACCCUAACGGCCUUGAUUACAAGAACGCGGUCAGCAACGGCGGGUUUUUCCAGCUCUCGGCACGUCUAGCUCGCAUUACUGGCAACCAGACUUACGUCGAGUGGGCAAACAAGGUGUGGGACUGGACCCAGGGAACUGGUAUAAUUAACGAAUACUACCAGGUCCUCGACGGUGCCAGCUCCGCCAAGAACUGCUCCGACGUCAGCGCCGCCCAUACGCCCUCCUUCUCCUACAGCCAGGGCAUUUACACCUACGGCGCCGCAGUCAUGGCCAACAUCAGCACCGGUGCCGACCAGGAUAAGUGGACCGACCGCACCAAGAGACUCCUCGAGAGCUCGCAAAACUACUUCACCCCCUUCGGCGACGUCAAGAACUCCACCGACGUCAUGUACGAGCACGCCUGCGAGCACAUUGACAUUUGCAACACGGACAUGCGCUCCUUCAAGGGGUACUUCUCCCGGUUCGUCUACGCCUCCAAGAUUAUGGUCCCCUCUAUCAAGCCUACAGUCGAUCGUUUGCUGCACACCUCCGCCAAGGCUGCUGCCCAGGGGUGCCAGGGUGGUUCUCAGGGAACCAUGUGCGGAACGAAGUGGUAUGUCGAUGGGUUCUAUGGAGAUGCCGGGUUGGGAGAGCAGAUGAGCGCGUUGGAGACGAUUCAGGGAAUCUUGAUUGAUCAGGCGAACCCGCCUCUGAUGGGGGAUGAUAUCAAGACUGUGAGGACUUUUUCAUCAUCGUCGUAACAGACGUCGAGUGAUGAGACUCCUCCGGCUGGAAAUGAGAGUCCAAAGACAAGUUCUGGGUCUUUGGAAAGCGUGGCGUCAGGGGUGAAUGAGGUUAACUACCAAUGGCUGUUAUGGAUAUAUGGGCUGGCCUGUGUUUUGGGUCUAUGAGCUGCCACAUCUUAACCUUGGAAGUGGUGAUGUCGGUCAGAUUGCUGAAUUGUUUUGCAACGUCAUUAACGUCAUCAUGGCCAUCGCGCUAAGCAUCUUCAGUUUGUGUCCUUUUCUUUCUUCGAUUCUUCUGUAUAGAUAAGAUAUUUGGGAUAGGCAUGGUGAUUUCGCCGGAACGAGACAAAAUCAAUGAUGAUUUACGCAUUGCAAGACACUUGUUUUGAAAUGGAAAUAAUCUAGCCACACUCUCUCUACAGGUGCUCGAGGGGCAACAGAUCGGAACUGCAUUAAGAAGAUGCGGUAUAACAUAUGAAUAUCGAGAUCACAAAUAUUAACGAUGAC